Molecule: messenger RNA, 1162 nt
Organism: Phaeodactylum tricornutum CCAP 1055/1
Lineage: Eukaryota; Bacillariophyta; Bacillariophyceae; Surirellales; Neidiaceae
Exons: 1
Coding region: 1-999 (332 amino acids)
Molecular function (GO): protein binding
Source: RefSeq, a predicted model, not a curated record
AUGCCGGUUGAGAUUAUACCGGAUAUCGUCGAUGACGGGAGCGAGUCCUCACAAAGCUAUAACGUCGACUUUUCUCGUCAAUACGCCUGCGAGCCUUCCACGUCUGCCUUUCCGAGUGGGAAGUACGAUCGGGAAGGUGAAGGCCCCUGCACUGAAUGCGGGAUGCAGACUCAUGAUAUCCAACACGAUUUCCUUAGCCAACAUCAAAAAGUUCGUUUGAACGUUGACCAAGAAUUACGCAGGGGGCAGUGCCUCCUUUGCUUCCCCAUCGCCUCGGAAGCUAGUCUUAACCGGGUUGACCCAAGCCGACAAUCAAAAACUUGCGCCGAUGACAGUACGGACACACAUUGGAGUAGAUGCAGCAAACGCAUGAAGCAGACACACCACAUCGUUGCACGUCGUGUCUCCCAAUCCAACAUGUUCAAAUUCAAUCAUUCUCUUGAUGUGAAUGCUGAAAUUGAGGAAAUAAAGAUCGGAGGAAGCUACGACAUCGCGGACAUUCUUUGUGCAAUGAAAACCGCCCCUCACGACCACCUCAUUCAAGAGCUCGGCUGCGAAAGUCUAUGGAUACUCUCCUGGGAGGAUGAAAAUGCAAGUGCCAUUGGUUGCGUCGGAGGGAUUCCAAUGGUGCUCAACGCCAUGAUUCGCUUUCCUAUGAAUUCGCACUUGCAACAGUGCGCCUGCGAAACUAUUCAGAACUUAGCUUUGGACGAACAGAAUCGUCGAGAAAUUGUCGAGCUUGGCGGGAUCUCUGUUAUUGUUAAAGCUAUGAUGCGUCAUAUGGAGUGCGCCGGUAUUCAGCAGUGUGUAUGUACAGCUUUGGCCAGUAUCGCCACCGAUCCGGCCAAUCGUCCACUAGUGGCUGACGCUGGAGGCUACGAUGCCAUUGCAGUGGCAGUCCGCAACUUUGCGGACAACGAACCCGUUGCACGAGCAGCCUAUGACGCACUUGCCAUACUCGGUUUUCCACAAUGCACUUCAUUAGGAACCUGGCGGUAACAACACAAAAUGAUUUCAUAGCGAAAUCGCUUCUCGCAACAAAAACGAAUGCAGGUGGAUUUCAUCAGAAGGUUGGGCCGAUUGAGAGUGAGCCCCCGUUUCCCACAAUUCGUAAUGUAAGUGAAUUACGGUGACGAAAGGAAAGUAAGAAAAAAAAGGGUUG